Molecule: messenger RNA, 972 nt
Organism: Dentiscutata erythropus
Lineage: Eukaryota; Fungi; Glomeromycota; Glomeromycetes; Diversisporales; Gigasporaceae
Source: the annotation of a GenBank genome assembly
AUGUCAAAUAUGCCUUAUUAUACAUUUGAAACACGUGGUGAUGCACCACUCUCGCGUUAUGUUCGUUUAUCUCCACUUUACCGUUCAAAAAAUAUGAUAAUGAUUGAGAAAAUAAUAGAUGAAUAUUUUAAUGAAGAGACCCUUAACAAAAUUCAACAGAAUACUGUUAUUCCACUUUAUGAAUUGGUUACGCCUAUUGAAAAUCUUAGGACCCAAAAAAUACCGCGUCCACAAAAUAGUUUUGUUAUAUACAGAAGAAACAUUCAAGCUAAAAUUGCUUCAUCUAUCGCCUCCGACAAUUCUAUUGGAAAAUUGGACAACGUCUCUAAACUUGCUGGUAAACAAUGGAAAAGAGAACCAAAAGAGAUUAGAGAAUUAUAUGGUCUUAUUGCUGAAUGUGCGAAAAAAGUUCAUGAUUUUCUUUAUCCGGGUUACGUUUAUCAUCCAAGAAGAAAUGCUACUACAAAUAUUCCAAUGGGAAUAAUCUCAAAUCGUGGCAAUAUUCCACAGGUCGUUCGUUGGAAAAACAAAUUAGUUAAUAAUCGUCGUCAAGGAGAACUUACAACUUCGACAUCAUCAUCAACAACUUUUUCAACAUUCAGACAAGCAUCACCUACUAUUGCUCGGUCAAAACAACUUUCUGAUACAUUUAAUAUUACAAUACCUUCAUCAUUACACUAUUCAAUGUCUUCUAAUUAUUAUAACGAUGUAUCUUCACAACAUCAAUUAUCACAAACAUCUGAUUCAUCACCUAAUUCUCGAUCUAAUUCCCGAUUUCCUUUUACACAUUCUCAAUCUCAACCCGAUUUAUUUUCUGAAACAUGUGACAACAUUAUUCCACCACUUUCACAAUUAUCAUUACUAUUUCCAUCUCCUCCAAAAACUGAAAAAAAUACUGAUUCGUUGUUACCUCUGACCUCCUACGAUCGUAAAGUUUGUCAACUUCUAAACACUCAUAACAAGUACUUUUAA